Messenger RNA from Exaiptasia diaphana, 2629 nucleotides. RefSeq names its product tetratricopeptide repeat protein 28. The transcript is spliced from 2 exons. Gene Ontology annotation, molecular function: protein binding. The coding region runs from base 230 to 2629 and encodes 799 amino acids. The record is from RefSeq and is a predicted model, not a curated record. Lineage: Eukaryota; Metazoa; Cnidaria; Anthozoa; Actiniaria; Aiptasiidae.
UUGAGAAAAUCAAGUUUCGGUCAUUCUCGAACGAACAAUACUUUAAAAUCGACUUGAAAAGAAUCACUUGAUAGCCUGAAGUUUACUUGAACGAUUUUCGAGCAAGAAAACCUAUGUUUUGUGUGAAUAACGAGGGACAGUGUUUGCAUAAAAUGAGAUUUUAAUGAACAACACGACACGUACAAAAGGAAGCCCAAUGUGAUAUAUUGAAGUCCUUGAAGCGGAAGCCAUGAAAUGGUCGAAAGCACUUUCUCUUGGUGAUUUAAGACUAGAAGCCGGUGACUGUAAAGGUGCAAUAAAAUACUUUAAAAAGGCCCUGGUGAUUGCACAAAGGAAUGGAUCUAAAAAGGAAGAAGCAGAGUCUGAUGCAAGACUAGGUGGCGUUUAUCUUAAAAUAGAAAAUUAUCAUGAAGCUGUUGAUUAUUAUGAGAAGGGACUGGAAAUAUUACAAGAGACUGGUGACAAGAAACUAGAGUGUGAGAUGUGUUGUUGGAUUGGUGAGGCGUGUUAUGCACUAGGAGAUUUAAAAAAAUUGAUGGAGUAUGCAAGACAAGGCUUCAAUGUUGCAAUUAGAAUCGGUGACUCUACACUCACUGCAAUGUCGUAUCAAAAUCUUGGUCGUGCUUACCUUUCCCUGUGUGACUAUCAAAAUAGUAUUAAGUGCUGUAAAAAAGCUAUUGAUUUGUACAAACAACUGAAUAAUGAAGAAGGAUUAGGGGUUUGUUAUACAAACAUGUCAUUAUCAUAUCAGAUGCAAGGAAAGUACCAUGAUGCAAUUUGUCUAAUAGAGGAGAGUCUUCUGCUAACUGUUAAAACUGGAGAUAAGGAAAGUCUAGCGGUUGAAUUAAAUAACUUGGGAGCAAUAUAUCUAAGGCUGAAUAACAAUAAUAAGGCCACAGAAUUGUUCCAAGAAAGUCUUACUAUCAGCAAGGAGAUCAAUAGCAAAGGUCUUCAAGCAACAUGUUAUUGCAAUCUGGGAACUGCUUUGAAUUGUGAUAAUAAAUCUUCUGAAGCUAUUCCCUUUUUCAAAAAGUCAUUGGAAAUUGCUGUAGAAAUUGCUGAUAAACAAGUGCAAGCUUCAGUCAAUAGAAACAUUGGUGAUUGUUUAAAAGAGUCAAACCAAUACGAAGAGGCAAGUGAAUACUUCAAUAAAAGUCUUAUCAUUGCUAAAGAAAUAAAUGACAAGAAUUGUGAGGCAUCUGCCUAUUACAAUAUGGCUCGUAUCAAUAUGAGCAUGGAAAAUCUUUACUUUUCAUUAAGCUUAUUGGAGAAAUGCAUUGAAAUUUGUUCCACUAUUGGCAAAAAAGAUCUCAAGGGUGUAGCCUGCUCUGCUUUUGGCCAAGUAUACUAUUUAUUACACAAACAGAACCAAGGACAUCAAGCAUGUCAUGAUACUGAUGAUAAUAUAACUAAAUCAGAAGAAUACUUGAGGAAGGCACUUGAUUGUUUUGACUUUUUGUUUCAACAUCUCCAUCAACUGGAUCAAUUCAAAGUCUCCAUUUUCGAUACAUUCAUUAAACCCUACAAGGUCCUCACGACCGUGCUGGUUGAAACAAAGAAAGUAGAAGAGGCUCUGUUAGUAUCUGAUAGUGGACGAGCGCGUGCUUUAGGAGAUCGGUUGGUCUUCAAAUACAGUAUGAUUCAAGACGAAUGGUCAUCGCCUAAACCACUAACAUAUCCUGAUGUAGAAGGAAUUCUAUCAAAUGAUAUCUUUACAAUGAUGCAUUACAGCUUACUAAACAACAGUUUGGCUGUGUGGGUUUUAGCUAAAGACUCUCCAAUGGUGUUCAGAGAAACUGAACAGGAACAAUUUAUUUCUGCUAUAGAAACAUUGACUGAAGAAAAGAAAGAUGAAAAUUCAAUAAGUCGUUUCUUUACUGGUAUUGUUGCAAAAGCAUAUGAAAUGAUGGAAAUCAAAGAGAGCGUGACUUGUGAAAACAGAUCACUUGAUGAUUACGUGACAACAAAUGCCAUCGACGAAUGCACUGAAUCUAUGUCACGUGAUGAUGGUGCCAGUAAAGACAACCUCGAUCAAGCGUCACACCCACUUGAAACGUUGUACAAUUCCUUAGUGACGCCUGUCCUGACACAUGUACAACACGACGAGAUUGUCAUAGUACCGGAUGGACCAAUGUACAGAGUACCGUUUGCUGCCCUCAGGGAUCCCAACACAGGACAGUAUCUGUCAGACAUCAAACGCAUUCGCCUUGCGCCAUCAAUAGCAAUAUUAAAGGCUCUAAAGGAAUGUCCAGUUGAUCAUCACAGCCAAAAAGGAGCGUUGAUUGUAGGAAAUCCUAGCGUCGGAGAGGUGAUGUUUAGAGGCAAGAAACGAGUGUUUGAACGUUUACCUUCAGCAGAAACGGAAGUCAGAGUCAUUUCUUGUAAUCUUAAGCAAACUGCAAUCACUGGUGAACAAGCUACCAAAGAUGUUGUGUUGGAGAAGUUGCGAGAAGGAUCAGCUGUAAUUCACAUUGCUGCACACGGGAGCUCUGACAAUGGUGAAAUAGCGCUGGCACCAAAUGUCUCACCAGAAAGACAAGGAAUCCCAGAAGAAGAUGACUACCUGUUGACGAUGAGGGAAGUCCAAGAAAUCNUUUCCUAUAACGUUAUCGGCGCGAACUUAUGCUAA